AUGCCUGAGCAUGAGGAUUCGAUCGCCAGGAAGCCUUUGCAGAGAUUCAAGCGGCUAACUGGGUCUCUAGAGACACUGAUAUCGUCCAUGGCACAAGACUGGGAAGACUUGGCAACCGCUCCAGCAGCUGACGCUGUGGGGCUCCUCCACGACGAUGGCCCUUCAGUGCACGGCAAGAUGAGGAAGGCGCAGCUGCUCUUCACCGAGCUGCACUCCACUACCAGAAAAAUUCACAGCGCUAUCGAAACCAUCAGGAACAAGGUGGCUACCGCGAAGCAGACCAUGGACGUGAACCACCUGCAGCUGGAGAACUUGCUGUACGAGAGGGACUACCUCUCCCGGGAGACGCAACUCUGCAGAGAUUUCACUAUGACAGAGCUGAACAAGAUGGAGGAAGACGAGGAGCAAGGAUUCUUGGAAGAUGUGGACACCCUUCAGACAGCAGAGGAGCACGCAGGCAACCUCGCCAUACUCAAGGAUCAAAAGGAGCAAAGGAUAAACGCCCAGCUGGCCCUAAAGGCGACCCAGAUCAGGGUGAAGGCCGCCAGCUCGACCGUGAAGGAGAGCAGGGACUACCUCGACAGGCUGCCCGAGAACCUGAAGGACGUGGAGAGGGCUCUCGCUCCCCUCAAGAAAAACAUGCCCUGGCGUCCUGGAAGCCGGCGGGGUCGACAUGAGCGCUCAUCUGAGCUCCCAGGACCUCUAUUUACCUUGUACUGUCAACUAGAGGCAUACUGCGACUCCGUGCUAGCUGCAACGGGCGGCAUGGACGAGAGCGGGGCCUUCUCGCCAUUGGCAACCUUUGGGGGAGACGGAGGAGACGUGGGAGGCGACCGACACCCCCCUGGCCUGGCGGCGAGCGUGACUAUCGAGCCAGCCAAGGCCUGCGUGAGCGCGUCUGCGAAGGCAGCGGCCGCGGGACCGAAGGAUGCCUCAGACUCCGCCGAGGCCCCCGCGGCUAGCACCGACUCGACCAGUGGCUCUUCUGAACCCGACAGCAAGCGCCCAAGGUUGGACCGCGAACAAGAGGAUGGCGAAGGCGGAGUGGCAGGAGGUGGUGAGGGAAGGGCAAGGUUGAAGAGGACUAUCUCCAGGAGAGAGGCUGGAAAGGCUACUCUCGAGGCUCUCAGACCUUCCCCGUUGGAGGUGCAACUGACCAUCAACUUCGGCGACAGGAAAAGUGACGCUGGUGCCGCCGCCGCUCCUCCCAAAGCCAGCGGCAGCACAAGCACCGCCGAAACCUUCAAGGUAAGGUUCUCCUUCUUCCCUUCCCUCGGGGUCGUGGCCGUCCGCCCCGCCGCCCACGACGGCGGGGCCCUCCUCGCCAACCUCUUCCCGGCCGACACCGGUAAGGACACCCCCAACCCGGCCAACCACCACAACAAGGCGGCACAGGCGUCCCCUCUCGGUGUCUUCGAGUACCCCGCGGAUGUCCCUUGCCGACCGUACCGAUGGGCGCAGCGGCUCGCCGGCCUGCGCUUCCCGCCCGCGGCGGACGGCGGGGGGGCGGUCGCGGCCACCACGAUGCCGAUAGAGCCGACGACGAGGUCGGCGGUGGCGGCCUUGAGGUCGCGGGCGCGCACGCUUGCGGCCCUGGGCGGUCAGCUGAAGGCGCUCUCCGACGGGAAAGGUCCUUCGCCGCUGCCCGGGAGCCGAGACGAGGUUGUCACCGAGGGUGUCGAGCUGCGAAGCUGGAAGGAGCUGUCGGGCUCGGAGCAACAGCAGGCCUCAACCACUUUCCAAGAAAACCACGCCUCAAAGUCUGGUGGCAGCGAGGAAGCCGAAGCGGCGUGCUGUCGUAGUCUUGAGCUGUGGGAGCGGUUCGGCGCGCGGUAUUUCAAGGGGACUCUCAGCAUCAAGCACGGCCGUGGGAAGGAGAGAAUCGUGCAUGUGCAAGUGGAGGUUCCUGCGGAGUAUCCCCUCCGACCAUCUCUGAUUAGCUUGACGGAGGAUAGUAAGCCGGAUGCUGACGCCGCCGGCGACGCUGCUCUGCGGGAUGAGCUAUGCACGGUGGCCAACGAGGUUAACGCCCACUACGACACGCUACUAACGGAAGACGUCGACCGGUGGGACCACCUACUGUCGCACCAACUCCUCCUCGUCAUGGAGUGCCUAGCUUCGAAGGCCGGCACCUUGGGCAGGUUGAGAAAGGGGCGCAUGAGGCGCAAACCUGUGGUGUUCGAGCACCUGGAGAGGAAGUUUGUGGACAGAGGAUCGUUGCUCACCGCGCGCACGGACACGAGUGUGAUCACCUUAACCCCGAUGGAGAUGUAGUAAAGCCGUAAAUAGUUUAAUGAUGACGGCGGCAGGCAGGCGGGCGAGACGGGGACAACGGUAGCCUCAACGCCUUCCGCUCGUUGGCGAAUUGUCGAGCACACCUUACCGUUGGGUGUGGAUUGGUCCUUUUGAAACCCGAAAAAGGCGUGACGACGUUACGUUUUUGCUUGGGGCUCACUCUACUUCGCGUAAAGCAACAGAGUUGGAGGUGGCAUGGUGGUUGUUGGCGCCCGUGUCCGAGGGGCAAUGGUCAACUCUGGGUGAAGGGCGUUAUAGAAGAGUGUGCGGCGUUUUUUGCUUGGCUUUGGCUGGGGGGGGUUCCAUUUGCUCGCUUCUGGGCCGUUGGCGAUACCUCUGUGAAGGCUGAAUGAAAGGCUGAAUGAAGACGUUGAAAGGAGGAGGUCGUGUGGGCGUCACUUGUGAACUUUGACUCUUACGGUUACUGGUAUGUUGUAAGGAUAUGAGUUGCUCUCCGAAUCUUGCCGGUUUACGCGCUGAUUGGCCUCGAGCAUUUCCAGACAGGUGGAGGGCGGGAGUAUUCGGGUUGGCCUUGUCGUCGAAGGUGUUGUCCGCACUUUGGUUACUGGUCCGCAUUUUGAUGCAGUGAAUCGCAACCUAUCUUUUGGUCGAAAGUGGGGGGGUUUGUUGGCCGCAACUGAUCUUCAGGCCCACCAAAUUGUGCCGGGAGUCGGUGUCCACGACCUCACCCUUGACCUUUCAGUAGUGCACCAUCUUCUUGGAAGAUGUAUUAAGUUGUUGUCCAAUGAUGCUGACGUGUCAUCACGAUGGGUCAGGGUAACCUCGCGAGCCUUGGACGCUAAGGGGUGUGGGUUCGAAUAUAUCCGGAGCGAU
Messenger RNA from Ectocarpus siliculosus, 3129 nucleotides. The record is from the annotation of a GenBank genome assembly. NCBI's taxonomy places the organism in Eukaryota, Phaeophyceae, Ectocarpales, Ectocarpaceae.